AUGAGCCCAAUAGGGCAGCCUCCAUUCUUGCACAAUCCUUGCCGUCAAAUGCACGUGAAGCUCGAGGAAUCCAUCACCGCCCUUCAAGAGGAGAUAGCAGAAUUGAGAAAGGAGAUCAUGCCACUAAAGCUGGUUUAUCCAGCCCCGCACCCCAGAAACGUCCCUGGGAUGCAAGACAAGGCUGCCGCUGCUGCUGCACGCCGGGUCUUCAAAAUGGAUGAAAACGGGUUCUGGAUCGAUCUUCCACGAACACGCGAAGACUUCCCAGUCCCCGAUGACGUUAAACUCUUUUGGACCGAGCACGAAUGGAACAACAAUCAGCCGCUGUCCACAGAAGUGGGUCAAACGAAGCAGAAGGGUGGAGGGACCCGGAUGGCGGACAACGAGAAUGUUCGAGAGCGUUAUAUCGUCAACACCAACGGAGAACCUGUUGAUGGGUUCACUGCGAAGGCGAUUCGUGAGUCCUUCUACACGUAUUGCGCACAUCUCGAGAGCAAGUAUGGCGGGUUCGACAAGCUCCCUGCAACCUGGCAACGGAAGUUGCACCCGAGCGACUUCAUCGAUUACUUUGCUUUCAUCCGCGCGAAGCAUCCCGAGCUCCAGAUCUGCUUGCAGAACUGGAAGGCGAGGAAACUAGCCGUCCGGGAAUAUCCUCAGUGGCGCAAGAGACGGAUCGAGGUGAUCCACCGCGAGCAGAAACCAGUGUCGAAGAAGCGCAAGCGCAAGGCGCACUCGCGCAGGCAAACGGAAGCUCCCGUCGACUGCAAGAGCGAAGACCAGAAGACUAACGGUGACUUCUACGAUAAUGCGAAUGAGCUCGAGGAGGAUAUCAUCCAGCCUGAAGAGAACAGUCAAGGCAGCGACGAGUUUAUGAACAACAACGAUGACAAUGAAGAGGAUAUCGACUAUAACGACGGUGAAGAGCAAGAUCACGACCAACCUGGCAUUGCAUGGAACGAAGAGCACGCGGUCCGCAGCACGACCCAGCAGCGCUCGAUCGAUCUCGAAGGUGCUCCCUACCGCAUCUCACCAGCACCCGAUCAACCUGUACCCACCACACCACACGCACUGCCGGAUGUUGAAGAGACGGACGACCUGCACUCGCAGCCAUCGAAGAGACCUAGGAUCUCGUCUCCUCCCCCGAUCACUGAAUCCUCCUUGUCUGAUAGUAACGACGGUCUCGUGCAACCUGCACCUCUGCUAUUGAUGCCUAGUGCACUAGCCUCAUCAUUUCCUCCAACUGGGGGCAAGCCGCUUCCCGAAAGCCCUGUCGUCCCAAAUGCUGUGAAUCAUCCCCCUGUCCCACCUGGUGGCUUCCCUCCUCCCGCACGCACGGUGAAGAACCAGACUAAGGGUAAGAAGCGCACCGGUACCGCAACUCAAGCUGCUCCCAAAACCACCGUGGCGAUGGCACCACCAACUCAUACGACCACUGCUACCGCAAGUACGGCAUCGACUAGCUCACGCGGUCCCACGGACGUUAUCGGUGCACAAGAAGCCGCAUCAAUGACCCGAAACGGGUCCACUCAGUACGCCAAUGACCUGAUGACAAACACGCCAUCCGCUUCCACCAGCGGACACUGCGGUACAAGCACCGUCGCUGCAGGCACACGCCUCCCAGCCCCUCCGUUUGACAAGUCAACCGCCCUAACCACUUGCCAGGAGUUGGACACGUCUCAAGCUGUUCCGCGCGAUACACCUCGGGAAGACAUCCCACGCGAAGAUUGUAUGGAUGUCGACACUUCGGGGGGCGCCGCCGGUCCUUCUCAAUCUGCAUCCGCCCCACCUCAGCCAGCACCCCCAGUCCCAGUGCAGUCUGCGGCACAGACUCCGAUGCAGGUCGCCGCUGCACUCAUGGCACUUGCCGGCACUGCCCCUUUACGGUCCUCCAUGAAGAACGUCUCCGCAAGCUCCAAGAAAGCCUCCAGCUCCUCGAAGUUUGUGUGGCCUCCGGUGCCUGCGGAGGGAGCCAAACUCAGGGACCAAUGCGCAGUCCUGUGGUACAAUACACAUCACGGGAGCCACGAAGAAUUCGACACAUUUUACAAGUCGAUGAAGCACCCGCAACGGACGAAAUGGCGAGACUCCGCCGUCUGCAACCAAAUCGCGCUGCAGCCGGAGCGGCGCGUGGGGCACGGGGCGCUGGGCUGCAGAGCUGGGGUCGCGAGGCGCGAGGUGCAAGCGAGGCGGGAGACGGACGCGAGACAGGUGCGAGGUGGGAGACGGGCGCGAGGCACGAUACGUGCGCGGACGAUGGGGCGCAAGGCGGUGGCGACAGGCGGGGCGCAGACGACGGGGCGCAAGGGGUGGGGCGCGGACGAUGGGGCGCGAGACGCGGGCGACGGGGCGCAAGGCGCGGGCGAUGGGGCGCACGGCGGCGGCGACACGCGGGGCGAGGGCGGGUGGAACGGGCCGAUAGCCGUGUGGAGCUUCCCCUGUCCAGUACCAAGCGCAUAA
Epithele typhae is the source of this 2457-nucleotide messenger RNA. RefSeq lists its product as uncharacterized. The record is from RefSeq and is a predicted model, not a curated record. The coding region runs from base 1 to 2457 and encodes 818 amino acids. Lineage: Eukaryota; Fungi; Basidiomycota; Agaricomycetes; Polyporales; Epitheliaceae. The transcript has 12 exons.